AUGAAGGACCCCGUUCCACGAACCGCUUCUCCUUACACUGAUCCUUCCAUCAAAGGUCCCAGAUCUCAACUUCUCUCCUCUGGCGUUCAGAAUUUCCGCAAAAUGAUUUCCAACACCGUCAACAAGACCAGCCUGCACCCCGGCGGUGUCCAACCCCACCGGGAGCACACCGAGAUUGAGGAGGAACUCCACGAGAAGGCACACAUCGACUACGACCGUGUCGCAAUUAUCCCGAACCCUUCCGUCGCGGCCUUGUACGAGGAUGCGUUGGUCUAUGAGCCCGGCUCGGGCAUCUCAUCUACCGGAGCCCUGACUGCUUACUCUGGCGCCAAGACUGGUCGCUCGCCGUCAGACAAGAGGAUUGUCAAGGAGGAGGGCUCAGAAAGCGAGAUUUGGUGGGGACCCGUCAACAAGCCCAUGACCCCAGAGGUCUGGAAGAUCAACCGCGAGCGUGCUGUCGACUACCUGAACACGAGGAGCCGUAUCUACGUUAUCGACGGAUAUGCCGGCUGGGAUGAGCGCUACAGGAUCCGCGUGCGCGUUGUCUGCGCCCGCGCCUACCACGCCCUCUUCAUGCGCAACAUGUUGAUCCGCCCUUCGCGCGAGGAGCUCGAGCACUUCGCGCCCGACUACACCAUCUACAACGCCGGCACCUUCCCCGCCAACCGCUACACCGAGGGUAUGACUUCUGGCACCUCAGUAUCCAUCAACUUCGCCGAGAAGGAGAUGGUCAUUCUGGGUACCGAGUACGCCGGCGAGAUGAAGAAGGGUGUCUUCACCGUCCUCUUCUACGAGAUGCCCAUCAAGCACAACGUCCUGACCCUGCACUCGUCCGCCAACGAGGGCAAGAACGGCGAUGUCACCGUCUUCUUCGGUCUGUCCGGUACCGGCAAGACCACCCUGUCUGCCGAUCCCAACCGUGCCCUGAUUGGUGACGACGAGCACUGCUGGACCGACAAGGGUGUCUUCAACAUUGAGGGUGGCUGCUACGCCAAGUGCGUCGGCCUGUCUGCCGAGAAGGAGCCCGAUAUCUUCAACGCCGUCAAGUUCGGCUCCGUCCUCGAGAACGUCGUCUUCGACCCCGAGACCCGUGUUGUCGACUACGACGACAUCACUCUGACCGAGAACACUCGCUGCGCCUACCCCAUCGAGUACAUCUCCAACGCCAAGAUCCCCUGCAAGUCCGACAACCACCCCCGCAACAUCAUCCUCCUCACCUGCGACGCCCGCGGUGUCCUGCCCCCCAUCUCCAAGCUGGACCGUGCCCAGACCAUGUUCCACUUCAUCUCUGGUUACACCUCCAAGAUGGCCGGUACCGAGGACGGUGUCACCGAGCCCCAGGCCACCUUCUCUUCCUGCUUCGCCCAGCCCUUCCUGGCCCUGCACCCCAUGCGCUACGCCAAGAUGCUCGCGGACAAGAUCGACCAGCACAAGGCCAACGCCUGGCUCCUCAACACCGGCUGGGUCGGUGCCGGCCACGCCCAGGGUGGCAAGCGCUGCCCCCUCAAGUACACUCGCGCCAUCCUCGACGCCAUCCACUCUGGCGAGCUCGCCAACGUCGAGUACGAGAACUACGAUGUCUUCAACCUGCAGGUCCCCAAGACCUGCCCCGGCGUCCCCGCCGAGCUGCUCAACCCCAAGGCCGCCUGGACCGCCGGUGCCGACAGCUUCAACACCGAGGUCACCAAGCUCGGCAAGCUCUUCAUCGAGAACUUCAAGAAGUACGAGAGCGAGGCCACCGAGGACGUCGUUAAGGCCGGCCCCGUUGUCUAA
Molecule: messenger RNA, 1773 nt
Organism: Thyridium curvatum
Lineage: Eukaryota; Fungi; Ascomycota; Sordariomycetes; Thyridiales; Thyridiaceae
Exons: 7
Coding region: 1-1773 (590 amino acids)
Biological process (GO): gluconeogenesis
Cellular component (GO): cytosol
Molecular function (GO): phosphoenolpyruvate carboxykinase (ATP) activity; ATP binding
Source: RefSeq, a predicted model, not a curated record